Molecule: messenger RNA, 2163 nt
Organism: Drepanopeziza brunnea f. sp. 'multigermtubi' MB_m1
Lineage: Eukaryota; Fungi; Ascomycota; Leotiomycetes; Helotiales; Drepanopezizaceae
Biological process (GO): vacuolar transport; protein localization to membrane
Cellular component (GO): membrane; Golgi apparatus
Source: RefSeq, a predicted model, not a curated record
AUGGAUACACAUUUCCCAUUACACCUGGGGAAAUGUCUCCUUUUCUUUAUGACCUUUUCAUUUUCUCAAGGAUUCUAUAUUCCAGGCUGGUCCAUCAAGAGUUACAAAGACAAUGAGGCAAUCCCCUUACUCGUCAACAAGGUCUUCUCCGAUAAUACACAACUCCAAUACGGAUACUACGACCUCCCAUUCGUAUGCCCCCCUACUGGUGUCAACCACGCCGGCUCGUCACUGCUCAGCGGACAAACCAUUCCAUUGAAUCUAGGCGAGGUACUCAGGGGUGAUCGCAUUGCCCAAUCGGACAUAGAAUUGGUCAUGGGCCAAGAUCAGGAGUGCAAGUUCUUGUGCUCGAAGAAGAUCAGUCGACAGGAUCUGAAGCGCGCAAGAGAGAUGGUCAAGGACGGGUACGUGGCGGAAUGGAUCGUGGACAAUCUUCCAGGGGCUACAAGCUUUGUGACAGUGGACAAGUCCAGAAAAUACUACUCAGCAGGAUUCAAGUUGGGAUACAAAGAAAUCUCGACUGUGGGAAAGUCCAGAUAUUACAUCAACAAUCAUCUCGCCAUCGUCAUCCGAUACAGAAAGGCGCCCGGCAAGGACGGAGAGAGAGGUGGAAAGGUAGUGGUAGGAUUCGAGGUCUAUACGAAGAGUAUUGGACCUGGGAAGAGAUCAGCUUCUGGUUGCCCGACAGAUAUAAACGAUGACGAUGAGCCUUUCGAACUUUAUCUCCGGCCGAAUGGAACCGAUUUAUCAGCUCAGUACCCGGAAUCCUCUUAUCACCCCCCCGAGAGCGCCAUGGAUAUCGAUGAUGGAGCUACAUUAGAUAUCCCCUACUCGUACUCGGUAUACUGGCGCGAAGAAAACACGAUAGAGUGGGCGCAUAGAUGGGAUUUAUACUUUGUGAAUCAGGAGGAAGGCUCCCGAAUCCACUGGCUGGCAAUCAUCAACUCGUUGAUCAUUACCGGGGCUUUGAGCGUCAUUGUGGCCAUGAUUCUGGCGCGGACUAUCAGAUCAGAUAUCAAGACCUACAAAGAUGCAGUCAUCGAAGAUGGGAGGAUGAGGAAUAAGAGACGGUCCAGACCAGCGAGCGCGACACGGACACCUAAAGCAAACGAAAAGACAGGAGGGCUGCUCGAGCAGGUUGGCGACACCGACAAUGAUGCAGAUGUAUCAUCUGACGAGGAACCUCUGGAGGAUGUUACAGGAUGGAAACUGCUUCACGGAGACGUUUUCAGGGCCCCCGCGUAUGGCCACCUCUUGGCACCACUCGUCGGAUCCGGCAUGCAGCUGGUAUUUAUGGCAGUCGGUCUUCUCGCCCUAAGCAGUUUUGGGGUUCUCAAUCCAAGUUUCCGUGGUGGGUUCGUUUCUGUCGGUGUUGGACUGUUCGUAUUUGCCGGGCUCCUCUCGGGAUACUUCUCAGGCCGGGUGUACAAGACCUUUGGUGGUCUCAACUGGCGCAAAAAUUCUAUCAUCACCGCCAUUCUGUUCCCGGGUCUUCUAUUCUCUCUAAUCUUCAUCCUGAAUCUGUUCGUCUGGGCUCAGGCCUCAUCAACCGCCCUGCCCUUCAGUACACUCGUUGGUAUCAUUUUGCUUUGGCUCUGUAUUCAACUACCUCUUGUAUACACCGGGUCAUGGUACGGCUAUCUGCGAACUGGGGCCUGGGAACACCCAACCAAAACGACAACCCUUCCCCGCCAAAUCCCAGUUCAAGCUUGGUACAUCCGCUCGCCACAAUCCAUCCUUCUAGCCGGCCUCAUCCCUUUUGCCGUAAUCUUCAUCGAGCUCCUCUUCGUCUUCCGAUCCCUCUGGCAAGACAAGUCCGGCUACUACUACGUCUUUGGAUUUCUCUCCGUCGUCUCCAUCAUCCUCAUCAUCACCAUCGCUGAGGUCACAGUUGUGACCAUAUACAUCAGGCUCUGUAGCGAAGACUACAACUGGUGGUGGCAUAGCUUUGCGGUCGGUGGCGGCAGCGCGAUUUGGGUUUUCUUGUACUGCGUAUGGUAUUAUUUCACCAAGCUGCAUAUCGAAGGCUUCGUGAGCGGGCUGUUAUUCUUCAGUUACAGUUUCAUGGCUUGUGUGGUUUACGGUCUGCUGUGUGGGACGGUGGGCUUUCUGACGGCGUAUGCUUUUGUGAGGAGGAUAUAUGGCGCAAUAAAAGCCGAUUGA